AGCUAAAGCGUAGAAAGAAAAAAAAAAUUAAGAACAUAGAAGUGGGAAUAGAAACUAAAAAGGAAGAAAAUAGAUAAAUAAAGUUGACCGAUAUUUUUACCUAAAAGAACCAGCCAUAGAAACACCCACCAGUAGAGAGUGAAGUGAGUGAGUCUGAAAGAAAAAGAAAAGGGUUAGUUGGUUGUUGAAGCAAAUUGAAGACCAAAAUCAUGGCUGUUUCAGUAACUCUUAUAGUAGCCAUCAUUUCUCUGCAUCUCUUUGCUUUCGUUUUCGCUAUCGGCGCCGAACGACGUCGUAGUCUGGCAAAAGUGGUUCCCGAUGAGUACGACGACCGAUCUUUCUGCGUUUACACCACCGACGCUUCCACUGUUUACGGUCUCGCCGCCUGCUCUCUCCUGCUCCUCAGUCAAGCUAUCCUUUACGCCGUUACUAGAUGUCUCUGCUGCGGUAAAGGUCUUGUCUCCGGUUGUUCCACUACUUGUGCGGUUAUCUUCUUUGUUCUCUCAUGGCUUGGUUUUUUGGGAGCCGAGGCGUGCUUGUUAGCAGGGUCUGCGCGGAAUGCAUACCACACAAAAUACCAAGGGUAUUUUACAAAGCAUGACUUGUCAUGCGCCACUCUUCGCAAGGGCGUGUUUGCUGCGGGGGCUGCCUUGACCUUGUUCUCUAUGUUGGCUUCCAUUUUGUACUAUUGGGCACACUGUAAGGCCGACACUGGCUUCUGGGAGAAGCACCAAAAUGAAGGUAUUGGAUUGGCCACACACAAUCAUGGUCAUGAAUCUGAUAAGCCCUGAAGAUUUACCACUUUUAAUGCCACGGGUUAUUAAUUUACACAAUUUUGGUGGUUUUGUUUUGUUGGAUAAGGUAUUUUGGAUGUAAAGGAAGGAACAAUGUGUUUAAAAACCCAUGUUGGUAGAAUAUAUGUUAUAUUUAUGCUGUAAUAGCAGAAUGCUUGAAACAAUAUAUAUAUAGGUAAAUAGAUGAUAAUGGUAUGGUGGAGGUUCAGUA
Messenger RNA from Lathyrus oleraceus (garden pea), 1005 nucleotides. RefSeq lists its product as uncharacterized. Bases 210 to 791 code for a protein of 193 amino acids. The transcript has 3 exons. The record is from RefSeq and is a predicted model, not a curated record. Lineage: Eukaryota; Viridiplantae; Streptophyta; Magnoliopsida; Fabales; Fabaceae.